Manis javanica (Malayan pangolin) is the source of this 2977-nucleotide messenger RNA. The record is from RefSeq and is a predicted model, not a curated record. Lineage: Eukaryota; Metazoa; Chordata; Mammalia; Pholidota; Manidae.
CGCACGCAGGCGCGGGUGCCGUCGGCGAAGCCGGCCAGCCGGUUGGAGCUGCGCCCGCAGCUCCCAUGCUCCAGGGCCACCACCCGGGCGCCGCGAGCCACCUCCAGCCACGCUGCCGCCUGGGCCUCCGAAAAACCCCGGGGCACCUGCUCCUCCAGGCCGCGGCUCCAGAAGAUACCCCCGCGCACCGCGGCACGCUCCUCCGGCCGGGGCAGUCCGGCUGGCACGUGUCGCCUGCGCUUGUCCGGGGGCUGCCGAGGGGGACCGUCCGCGCCGGCAGCCAAGAGUACACAGUCAUUAAUGAAGGCUGCCCUGGAGCUGAGUGGAAUAUCAUGUGUCGGGAGUGCUGUGAAUAUGAUCAGAUUGAAUGCGUCUGCCCUGGAAAGAGGGAAGUCGUGGGUUACACCAUCCCGUGCUGCAGGAACGAGGAGAAUGUAUGUGACUCCUGCCUGAUUCACCCAGGUUGUACCAUCUUUGAAAACUGCAAGACCUGCCGCAAUGGCUCAUGGGGCGGCAGUCUGGACGACUUCUACGUGAAGGGAAUUUACUGUGCAGAAUGCCGAGCAGGCUGGUAUGGAGGAGACUGCAUGCGAUGUGGCCAGGUUCUGCGAGCCCCAAAGGGUCAGAUUUUGUUGGAGAGCUACCCCCUAAAUGCUCACUGUGAGUGGACCAUUCACGCCACACCUGGGUUUAUCAUCCAGCUAAGGUUUGUCAUGCUGAGCCUGGAGUUUGACUACAUGUGCCAGUAUGACUACGUUGAGGUCCGUGAUGGGGACAGCAGUGGUGGCCAGAUCAUCAAGCGUUUCUGUGGCAAUGAGCGGCCGGGUCCCAUCCGGAGCACGGACUCCUCACUCCACAUCCUCUUCCAGUCAGAUGGCUCCAAGAAUUUUGAUGGCUUUCAUGCCAUUUUUGAGGAGAUCACAGCGUGUUCCUCGUCUCCUUGUCUCCACGAUGGCACUUGCGUCCUUGACCAAACCGGGUCCUACAGGUGUGCCUGCCUGGCAGGCUACACUGGGCAGCGCUGUGACAAUGUCCUUGAAGAACAAAACUGCUCAGACCCUGGGGGCCCAGUCAAUGGGUACAAGAAAAUAACAGGAGGCCCUGGGCUAAUCAAUGGGCACCAUGCAAAAAUUGGCACCAUUGUGUCCUUCUUUUGUAACAACUCAUAUGUUCUUAGUGGCAAUGAGAAGAGAACUUGCCAGCCGAAUGGCGAGUGGUCAGGGAAACAGCCCAUCUGCAUAAAAGCCUGCCGAGAACCAAAGACCUCAGACCUGGUGAGACGGAGAGUUCUUCCAAUGCAGGUUCAGUCAAGAGGCCACAAUGACUGUCUCUCGCCCUGCUCUCUCUGGGCCCGUGUGCCCCGGUGCAGGGAGACGCCAUUGCACCAGCUGUACUCGGCAUCCUUCAGCAAGCAGAACUUGCAGAGCACCCCUACUAAGAAGCCAGUCCUUCCCUUUGGGGACCUGCCCGCUGGGUACCAGCAUCUGCAUACCCAGCUCCAGUACGAGUGCAUCUCGCCCUUCUACCGCCGCUUGGGCAGCAGCCGGAGGACGUGCCUGAGGACAGGGAAGUGGAGUGGACGUGCCCCGUCCUGCAUCCCUAUCUGUGGGAAAACUGAGAACAUCACUGCUCCAAAGACUCAGGGGAUGCGCUGGCCAUGGCAGGUAGCCAUCUACAGGAGGGCCAGCGGGGUGCCUGGGGGCAGCCUACACAAGGACACGUGGUUCCUGGUCUGCAGCGGCGCCCUGGUGAACGAGCGCACCAUUGUGGUGGCUGCGCACUGCGUAACAGACCUGGGGAAGGUCACUGUGAUUAAGACGGCAGACCUCAAAAUUGUCCUGGGGAAAUUCUACCGGGAUGAUGACCGAGAUGAGAAGACCAUCCAGAGCUUGCGGAUUUCUGCAAUCAUUCUGCAUCCCAACUAUGACCCCAUCCUGCUGGACAUGGACAUUGCCAUCCUGAAGCUGCUAGACAAGGCUCGCAUCAGCACCCAUGUGCAGCCCAUCUGCCUCGCAGCCCCUCGGGACCUCAGCACCUCCUUCCAGGAGUCCCGCAUCACUGUGACGGGCUGGAACGUCCUGGCAGAUGUGAGAAGUCCUGGCUUUAAGAAUGACACGCUGCGCUCUGGGGUGGUGGGAGUGGUGGACUCGCUGCUGUGUGAGGAGCAGCAUGAAGACCACGGUAUCCCAGUGAGUGUCACAGACAACAUGUUCUGCGCCAGCCGAGACCCCACAGUGCCUUCCAACAUCUGCACUGCAGAGACGGGGGGCAUUGCGGCUGUGUCCUUCCCGGGACGGGCAUCACCUGAGCCACGCUGGCACCUGGUAGGGCUAGUCAGCUGGAGCUAUGACAAAACAUGCAGCCACAGACUGUAUACGGCCUUCAGCAAGGUACUACCUUUUAAAGACUGGAUUGAGAGAAACAUGAAAUGAGCCUGCGCCCAUUGGGAAGUUUUUCCAUGCAUCCAUCGGUACAUGUGUUACAUGAGGUGUGAACCUGAAGGGUGAUGCUCCCUGUGAGUUUGAGUGCGCCAGGGCUCUGACUUCAGGGAAGAAACUCGGUAAAGGGUGAGUAGAGCUCACUUUCUGGUAGGCAUUGCCUCCUUGACUGCUCGGACUAUUUAGAAGACACCAGGGCUGCUUGCAAGAACUAAGUUUCUUCAAAAAGACUUUAUGAAUAGCAAAGAAAAGGUCCCCAUUCAACCGACCUGGUGGCCUUCCCCACCUGCUCUAGUGGUACGAAUGUCAUGGUCAGCUCUGGUCAAGAGAGGGCUGACCAGGAGAUCUGGGCCUCAGAGGCCUCUUCCAAGCUCCAGCCAGACCAAGUUCCAAAGAGCCACCUGUGUGACAACCCAGGACAGUGGAGUUUGAAUAUGGUGUGGGCUUUCGUGUACAUUACCACAUCACAGUGGGGUCCUUUUCCUUCCCAGUCCCCUGUACACAUUUUAAUAAAAUGAAGGUUGCCUUCUGACCUACAG